AUGCAGCCUGAUGCCCAGAAUGCAACUACAGGACCAAAAGGACCGCUCGAAUGGGGCCAAAUCAACUUCCUACACACGACAGACACCCACGGCUGGCUAGAAGGGCAUAUUAAAGAGCAAAACUACGGUGCAGAUUGGGGCGACUACGUGAGCUUCACAAGGCACAUGAAGCAAAAGGCACGGAAAUUGGGGGUCGAUCUCUUGCUGGUUGACACGGGUGACCUGCAUGAUGGUGCUGGCCUCAGCGACACAACAUCACCAAACGGGAAGGUGUCAAAUGCGAUUUUCGAGAAUGUCGAUUACGAUUUGCUCAGUAUCGGGAAUCAUGAACUUUACGUUACCGAAAUUGCGUAUGAGACGUUUAACAACUUCUCGAAGGUGUAUGGGGACAAGUACCUCACGAGCAAUGUCCAGAUCAUCAACCCGAAGACGGGCCAAUUUGAGUAUAUUGGGGCGAAGUAUAGGUACUUCACUACGGAGCAAGGCCUAAGAAUCAUGUCUUUCGGGGUCCUGUUCGACUUCACAGGAAGCUCCAAUGUCUCUAAGGUCACUAAAACAGCCUCGCUUGUUAAGGAGCAAUGGUUUCUGGAUGCUGUAAAUUACACCAAACCGAUCGAUCUCUUCGUAGUCAUUGGCCAUAAUCCAGUUCGAAGGAAUGCAUCCACCAGCACCUUUGGGACUCUCUUCAGCACUAUCCGGAAGAUGAGACCAGAUGUGCCUAUUCAAGCGUUCGGUGGUCACACUCAUAUUCGUGACUUUACUAUAUAUGACAACAAAGCAACCGGCCUUGAAUCAGGUCAAUAUUGCGAGACGUUAGGUUGGCUCGCAAUGUCCGGCAUCAAAUCAUCGACUUGCAAAGCCAAACACAACCCCAAAGGCGUUCCCAACCCCACUCGACGCGCAAAUCCACCAGCGAGUACCAGCACAGUAAGUGUAGAGUCGCUCCUUCCCACCGCUCCUUCGGAUCUGCGCUACGCCCGACGAUAUCUCGAUUGGAAUCGAAUGACGUUCGCAUACCAUGCCGAAGGUAGCCAGCCGUACACAAAAUUUGACACCUCGAACGGGUUGUCCGUAACUUCCGAGAUCACUUCCGAGCGGGCGAAACUCAACCUUACCAAACUCUACGGCUGCGCGCCAGAAACGUAUUGCCAGUUCUGCAAGCCUUUCCUCGCGGAAGGGAAUCUCUUCAAAUUGCUUCAAACUGCACUCUCGACGGUCGUCGUAAACGAAACUCGUAAGAAUAUUCCCAGGCUCAUCAUUAUCAACACAGGUAGUCUUCGGUUCGACCUGGCCAAAGGACCCUUUACUUAUGAUGACUCUUUCAUUGUUUCGCCCUUUCAAGACGCCUUCCAGUUCCUCUCCGAUGUGCCGUACUCGCACGCAUCCAAGGUGCUAGGCAUACUCAAUGCCGGCCCUUUCCAGAAGAAGAAACGCGACGCCAGUCUUACAAACGAAGAUUUGAACUUUUCUCCUGUGCUUGGCGACCGAGAUGUUUGCCUCGACCCACCGCUUGUCCAUGGGACCUCCGCUCUACAUGCUCGAGGUAGGCCCUCAGGCCAUCUCAUCCGCCGGCAAUCCACAGCUCCUACUCCUGGGCACACAACAACCGAUGACUUCGGUACCGACGGCGACGAUACAGUGCACUCUCGGAUUCCGAACUACCCUCAACCCAACGAUCUCCAAGCCAAUGCAUCAUUCCCGACUGAUGGUUCCACUCCUGAAAAAGUCGACCUCGUGUUCCUAGAUUUUAUCGCGAGCUAUAUCAUCAAAGCACUGAACACACCUGAUGUGGGAGGGAAUUAUACAACGAGCAUGAUAACAUACUACAUGGAUAAGAAGUUUACAACGAAUAGCUAUCUCCCGGCAUAUGCGAAGAUUGCGUGGCAAGCAAAUGUUCCGAACUGCCCUGUCGGCGCUGGGAUUGGGAGUUCAUAG
Lindgomyces ingoldianus is the source of this 1935-nucleotide messenger RNA. RefSeq lists its product as uncharacterized. The transcript is spliced from 5 exons. The record is from RefSeq and is a predicted model, not a curated record. Gene Ontology annotation, cellular component: cytosol. NCBI's taxonomy places the organism in Eukaryota, Fungi, Ascomycota, Dothideomycetes, Pleosporales, Lindgomycetaceae. Gene Ontology annotation, biological process: nucleotide catabolic process. Gene Ontology annotation, molecular function: hydrolase activity. The coding region runs from base 1 to 1935 and encodes 644 amino acids.